This is a messenger RNA of Parasteatoda tepidariorum (common house spider), 1473 nucleotides long. RefSeq names its product Branched chain keto acid dehydrogenase E1 subunit beta (gene BckdhB). Lineage: Eukaryota; Metazoa; Arthropoda; Arachnida; Araneae; Theridiidae. The record is from RefSeq and is a predicted model, not a curated record. Gene Ontology annotation, biological process: response to nutrient; branched-chain amino acid catabolic process. Gene Ontology annotation, cellular component: oxoglutarate dehydrogenase complex.
CUUUCAAAUUGUAAAAUAAAAUAAUAAAUAACAAAUCACGUAAAACGUAAAUAAACUGGGCAUGGAUUCGUAAACUUUAAUUUGCUGUUUUUCAUAUCAAUCAUGGCAUUUAAUUUCGCUCGUUCUUUAAUUUCUAAUAAAUUCCUUCCUUUAAAACGUAGUUUUCCAUAUAAAAGGUCUUUACCUUGUAUUGUAUCUACGAGAUAUUCACAUUUUACUUAUGUACCCGAUACCGUAUCAGCAUCAGAUGGAGAAACUGCUCGUAUGAACAUGUUCCAGGCUAUAACAAAUGCCCUAGACAUAGCACUUGCAGCUGAUCCUACUGCAGUUGUGUUUGGUGAAGAUGUUGCUUUUGGUGGUGUAUUUCGGUGCACAGUGGGUUUACAGGAUAAACAUGGUAGAGAUAGAGUUUUUAACACUCCACUUUGUGAACAAGGUAUUGUGGGAUUUGGAAUUGGUGUAGCUAUUGGAGGAGCAACUGCUAUAGCUGAAAUUCAGUUUGCUGACUACAUAUAUCCUGCCUUUGAUCAGAUAGUAAAUGAAGCUGCAAAAUUAAGAUUUCGUUCAGGGAAUGACUUUAAUUGUGGUGGAUUAACUGUGAGAGCACCUUGGGGAGCUGUUGGUCAUGGUGCUAUGUAUCAUUCUCAAUGCCCUGAAUCAUUCUUUUCUCAUGUUCCUGGUUUAAAAGUAGUCGUACCCAGGGGUCCCAUUCAAGCAAAAGGACUGUUGUUAAGCUGUAUAAGGGAUAAAAAUCCAUGCAUUUUCUUUGAACCCAAAAUACUUUAUAGAAUGGCGGUGGAACAAGUUCCUUUGAAAGACUAUGAAUUGCCAUUAUCCACAGCUGAAGUGCUUGUUGAAGGUGAUGAUGUUACUGUCAUUGGUUGGGGUACACAGGUUCAUGUUUUAAGAGAAGUGUGCCAGUUAGCAGAAGAUAAAUUGAAUAUUUCCUGUGAAUUAAUAGAUCUGACUACUAUAGUUCCUUGGGAUAAAAAAACUGUUAUCAAUUCUGUAAAUAAAACUGGACGUGUACUCAUUUCUCAUGAAGCUCCUCUUACUGGAGGAUUUGGUGCCGAAAUCGCUGCAACAAUACAGAAUGAAUGUUUCCUGACUUUAGAAGCUCCUAUCCAAAGAGUAACUGGCUUAGAUGCACCAUUUACGCAUGUCUUUGAACCCUUCUAUAUGCCUACCAAGUGGAGAUGUUUUGAUGCUAUAAAGAAUCUUAUCAACUUCUAGUUUUGUUUUGUUUUUAUUUCAGCAUUUAUUUAUCAUUGUUACAAAUUUCUACCUAAUUUACUAAAAUAGGUAACUAUUUUUAUUGACGCCAUAUAUUUUUGAUAAAUCUCUUAUACGUUUUUGUUAAUAAAAAGUCAUAUUUUUCUCAUGAUUUCUUUCUGGCUAAAUGUUUUUACUUUUUUAAAAAAUUUUUAGUAUUUUUCUCUGUAUGCAAAAUAUAUACCACCAUACAAUUGAAAA